AUGAAGAAACUCUAUUCUGAAUUCACUGAGGAAUAUGAAGCUCUUGGUCACAUGGAAAGAGUAAUGGAAGAUGAAUUACCAGAAAUCAAUUAUUUUUUACCUCAUCAGGGAGUCUACCGGGAAGGAUCCGCAAGCACCUCCCUAAGAGUAGUCUUCAAUGCUAGCUUCCCUAGCUCUAAUGGAGUUUCAUUAAAUGAUUUAUUGGAAAACUCCCAUCAAGAAGUGACAUUUAGAUUAAAAACUGUGACAUAUGGCACUUCAUGUGCACCUCACCUUGCCAUACGCACCAUUAAACAAUUAGCUUUAGAUGAAGCAUCGGACUUUCCGUUAGCAUCGGAAAUGGUUUUACGGGACCUUUACAUGGAUGAUGGAAUUACAAGCACCCCGGAUAUCCAAACUACUCAAAUUUUACAACAGCUGAUAAUUAUGUUCGCAAGAGCAGGAAUGUCCUUACAUAAAUGGACUUCAAACUCACAGGAACUUUUAAAUGGUUUUCCAACUUCUAAUCCUGAAAACACUUUUCCUAUAGAUGGGCAGGUCUCAAAAGCUCGUGGCAUGCAUUGGAAGCCUUUCGAGGAUUUAUUCAUAUUCACAGUCAAGUAUGAAAAUGAAUCUAAGCAUACAAAACGAGCCGUGCUCUCAGUCAUUGCCAAACUGUAUGAGCCCUUGGGUCUACUGGGACCAGUUAUCUCUAAAAUGAAGAUUUUUCUCCAAAAAGUGUGGUUGCAAAAACUUACAUUUGACGACCCCCUUCCUCCAGUCAUUGGUAAAGAGUGGAUUCAUUUAGUUCAAUCCCUUAAGGCUCUUGAGCAAGUAAAAAAUCCAAGAUGGAUUUUGAAUGGAACUCCUAUAAAAUUAAUUCUUCAUUGUUUCUCAAACGCCAGUGAAAUCGCAUAUGGAGCAAUUAUUUAUCUACAAUGCAUCGGUGCCAAUGAUAUAGUCACAUCUAGACUUGUAUGCAGCAAAUCUCGAGUCUCCCCAUUAAAGACUGUCUCCAUUCCCAGAUUGGAACUUUUUGGAUGUCUUCUCACCGCUCAACUAAAGGCCAAGGUUGAAAAAGCUUUACAUCUGCAAAUUGAUAGCUCAGUGAUGUACACAGAUUCUACUAUUUCCCUAGCCUGGAUUCAAACACCACCACAUCGUCUCAAGACAUCUGUUGCAAAUAGAGUGGGAAAAAUACAACAACUGUCACAGAACAACAAUUGGCAGCAUGUUUCCUCCAUUUUAAAUUCCGCAGAUGUGAUAACGAGAGGAUUAGUUCCAAAACAACUGAUUGAUAACUAUUUAUGGUGGAAUGGACCACCUUUCCUUCAAGAACUACCUUUUCUGUGA
Messenger RNA from Argiope bruennichi, 1332 nucleotides. RefSeq lists its product as uncharacterized. Bases 1 to 1332 code for a protein of 443 amino acids. The transcript has 2 exons. The record is from RefSeq and is a predicted model, not a curated record. NCBI's taxonomy places the organism in Eukaryota, Metazoa, Arthropoda, Arachnida, Araneae, Araneidae.